GGAAUUUGAAGCCUUGCGUAUUUUGAUCAUCGCGACCCCAAUUCGAGCACAACGACCCGUAGACGCUUCAUCUCUGUCAGGGAGCAAUCACUUGCCAUCGAAGCACUUAGACAUUGAUCAAUUCAAUUCGUUUCGUUUCCAAGUCCCUUGGGCCGGCCUUGCAACUUCGACUGGGACUGAACCGCCAAAUCCGAUAGAUCGUCAAACAUCUUCAAGUCCGUUUACGUUUCUCUGUGAAGAUGGCUGCUGCGCUUCUCCCCCGACUCUACUCUCCGACCCUACUAUCUGCGGUGUCUUUUCGCCAGUUCACCCAGAAGCUCUUCCCAUCGUUGUCAAUUGCGAUCCCGGGCGUUUCCUUAAAUCUCCCCACCAUCGAUGAUAUCUGGGAGUCUGUGCUACGCGCUGUACCUAAGAACAAGGUCUCCCAUUCGAGAAAACGACACAGACAAAUGGCGGGCAAGGCGCUGAAGGAUGUGAACAAUUUGUGCAAGUGUCCCGGAUGUGGUCAACCCAAGCGUACACACCGAUUAUGCCAAACUUGCUUAGAAGAAAUGAGACAAAUUUGGCGUCAGGACUACCCUAAUGAUAGGUCGAUCUAAAGAGGGAAGGAUAUGGAACAUUGAUGAUUUACCACUGUAACAAGAGUCUGUAUAGUCACCACGGAAUCAUGCAUACCAUGGGCGUUUUGGCUUAUUUGAGCCUUGUAUGAAUAUGAACAAUAAAAAAGUUAAGACUAGCAUGAUUAUGCUCUAGCAACUAGAUGAUUUGAAU
Fusarium redolens is the source of this 771-nucleotide messenger RNA. RefSeq lists its product as uncharacterized. Lineage: Eukaryota; Fungi; Ascomycota; Sordariomycetes; Hypocreales; Nectriaceae. Gene Ontology annotation, molecular function: structural constituent of ribosome. The coding region runs from base 240 to 599 and encodes 119 amino acids. The transcript is spliced from 2 exons. Gene Ontology annotation, biological process: translation. The record is from RefSeq and is a predicted model, not a curated record. Gene Ontology annotation, cellular component: mitochondrial large ribosomal subunit.